AUAAGCGGUUGAUAACGAGCCCGCCAGCCACUCCAAGAAAAUAACGAUAUAGGCUUGGUUAACACCCCAAUUCAGCCACGAAGCAGACCAGUAUUGCUUGAAAGUGAUGUCUCUACAUUUUUUGCUUGCCAUUGUUCUAGUUACUCACUGUGGUGUUGCAACAGGUGAGCUGUUGUGCUAUUCUUGUAUCAGUCAAGGAGGUGGAGACGAUACUUGCGUAACAAACCCGGCUGCCGUAACAGCUAACACUCCAAUUGUAAAAUGCAAAUACAAAUUUUGCACAAUCCGGCGUCUCGAAUAUGCGUCCGAGCCUGGAAUGAUAUAUAGUUUCUUACGUGGCUGCGAGGAUGAGCCGCUUCCAAACGGAGAAAAUCCUGGAGAGGAUAUUACAGUGUGGGCGCAAUCAUGUAACUUUGCCGAUUUGUGCAAUGUUGGAGAUGGGCUUAACGAGAUAACACCGGAUAGCAUUGGUUCGGGCGGAUGGGAUAACUCAAAUAUCUUAAUCGUACCUGCGUCAGCCAGUGCUUUGAAAACUGAAAAAUUUUUCUUUGUUUUUGCGACGUUGCUCGUGGUUUUCUAUAGUCUUCCUUUUUGCAGGCUUUAGAAAUUGUGUAAUUUGGCCUUUCUAUAUCUAUAAAUUAGAAAAUUGUAUUAACGUUUAAGUAAUUUAGUUAAUAAAACUAUAAUUUCGGUCUAACGAUAUUUAACAUAGAAACAAUACAUUUAUUCUUUGCUCUU
Messenger RNA from Daphnia magna, 738 nucleotides. RefSeq lists its product as uncharacterized. The transcript has 3 exons. Bases 107 to 604 code for a protein of 165 amino acids. The record is from RefSeq and is a predicted model, not a curated record. Lineage: Eukaryota; Metazoa; Arthropoda; Branchiopoda; Diplostraca; Daphniidae.